GUGGCCUUCCACCCCUACCCUCUUCUCAACUCCCAAGCAGAGAUAAGAGAAGAGAUCGAUCCAUCUCUAUAUAUAUAUGUGAUUCCGUACCUCUCUUGGAAAGCAGAGACGGAAGUGGACAGGAAAGAAGAAAAUGGGAGGAUCAGUAAUGGGGAUGGUGAUGAUACUAGCACUAGCAGCAUCAAUUUUGAUGGGUUGCACGGAUGUAGCAUUAGGCUUGAAUGAAGCUGAAAAGAUCCAUGUAGGUGGGAGAGUACUGUGCCAGGACUGUACUCAGGAAUGGAAUAAGUGGGCUUACGGUGGCAAGCCUAUUAAAGGUUGCAAGGUGUCGGCCAUAUGCAUGGACGAAAGGAGAAGAAUUGUACAUUAUGCAAGUGAUACGACGGACGAAUUGGGUGAAUUCCAGUUGAUUAUAGACAAGCUCGUCAAUGGGAAGCAAAUUAAAACGGAGCUAUGCUCUGUGAGGUUGGUCUCGUCCCCAGACCCAACUUGCAACGUUUUCACUAAUUUUGGGAAUGGAGUCUCCGGGGUUAAGCUCUUUCGUCAAUUGGCAACGGCGUUUAACGACAACUUUAUCAAAUAUUCGCUCAACCCUUUCUAUUUUACCACGCCUAUGUGUGAUCAGCCUGAUACUACUUCUUCUUCUACCACCACACCAUCCAACUCCAACCAAUACGUUGGAAACAACAACAAUAACUACUGAUCUGAUCAUUCAUCCAUUUGUAAUUUUUUUUUUUUUUUUUUUUUUAAUGAUGAAGCGUUCACUUUCCCUAAAUGUAA
Messenger RNA from Ziziphus jujuba (common jujube), 780 nucleotides. RefSeq lists its product as uncharacterized. Lineage: Eukaryota; Viridiplantae; Streptophyta; Magnoliopsida; Rosales; Rhamnaceae. The record is from RefSeq and is a predicted model, not a curated record. The coding region runs from base 134 to 703 and encodes 189 amino acids. The transcript has 2 exons.